Lindgomyces ingoldianus is the source of this 594-nucleotide messenger RNA. RefSeq lists its product as uncharacterized. The record is from RefSeq and is a predicted model, not a curated record. NCBI's taxonomy places the organism in Eukaryota, Fungi, Ascomycota, Dothideomycetes, Pleosporales, Lindgomycetaceae. The transcript has 11 exons. The coding region runs from base 1 to 594 and encodes 197 amino acids.
AUGGAACUAGUUGAGACGCAGAAGUGGAGACGGCUCAAGCUCCAGAGGACCGUGACACUAGUCCCAGCACCCACCUACCACUUCUGCUCACCUCAGUGCUCUCUACCCGGGAUUGCUCCUAAGCUUACCGAUAAUAGUAGAUUUGAAGAGAACUAUAAUGCCUGGCAUUUGCCCCCUUCUUGUAAGACAUCCCGUACCAUCUUUCCAAUCCUUUGCGAAUAUCACAAGACCGUUGUUUUAAUCCUCGCUAAGCGCUUCGUCACAAACACUCUAAAUAUGAGGGCAUAUUCAGCGUUAGAUAAUGAGGCAGGAGUGCAAAGAGAUGGAAACCUAAUAAUUGUUUCAUUCAGUAGAGGAUUAUUGGUGCAAAUAUGCUCACGUGCAGGUGUAUUUGGAAAAUUGGUACGAAUAUUAGCACAGGACACCGAGUACGACUGCUGUCUAGGGUUUAAUAACCCAAAACUUCCAUCGCCUAUCUACCAAUACUAUAAUCAAAUAUAUAUUUUUAGAGGUCCCGCUUUCGCCGCUUUCAACCGCUCCCCCGUAACCCGUGUCACUUGGUUCAAAUUCCUCGCCGAUGCAACACCCAAAUAG